AUGUUGACGUUCAGCCAUCUGGAUGCAGACGCAUUCGAGAACCCGAAGAAAAACAACGGUCGGAAAAGACCCCGCUGUCGCGAGCCUUUGGCAUGUAACCAUUGUCGCAAAUCCAAAGUGCGCUGCGAUCGCAAGUCACCAUGCAAACCGUGCCAAGAUCGUGGAAUGGGCACACAAUGCACUUACUCCCGUUUCAAAAGUUCAACAGUCUCUCAAUCAGCCAGACCGAUGGCAUCCCCUCCUCGCACAGAGAUCGAUCUACUCGCGUUCGAACAGUUGACACCCCGAUCCUCCGAUGGAGAGGUCCUCGAUCCACUAUCGGUCCUGCCCCACAACCUGACCACCGUUAGCCAUGCCAAUAGUGCCUUUAAAGGGUCGAACUUCAAAACAAGGCUGAUUGGCGGCACCCAUUGGAUGGCCGCGUGCACCGAUUUGCCUGUAAUAGGGGCUAUGCUGGAGAAGAGCGUUGAUUUUCAACGGACGUGGAGAACUUUCGCGGAAGUCAAAUCUCUCCUUCGCGCCGCAAAUUCGGUACCAGUCGGGGUAAAUGGAGAUGGUAAGAAACUACUCAAUCUCCUUCCCGAUAGAUCGACCUGCGAAAAGUGGAUCAGGCGAUUUUGUGAAACAUAUGGUAGAAUCUACCAUGUGAUCGACCAGACCUGCCUGAUGACCGAGCUGGAGAAAAUACUGAUCGCAUGCGUCGACGCCAACGAAGUGCACGUUCUCAAGAUUCUGUUGGUCAUUGCGAUUGCCAUGCAGACUGACAAGUCAGAGCGACUACACGGGCGUCUACUACUGCACGAAGCGGAGAGCCGUAUUCAUACAUCGACACGGUUCCAAAAACCUUGUAUCGGCGUCAUGCAGGCUUUAGUGUUGUUGAUCAUCAUGAAGACCGUCACUGCCUCUGAUACUGACAAAAUUUAUAGCCUCAUAGGUAUCAUGGGGCUGACUACGCAAAUGGCUCUGAGCAUGGGCUUGAAUAGGGAUCCGGCCUUGUUCCCCGGUGUCGCUCCAUACUACGCAGAAGUUCGGAAACGAUUAUGGGCGUGCUUCUUUCGAUUGAACCUCGACUAUUGCAUCCGGAGUGGAUCCCACUUUGGUAUUCGACUGGAAGAUGUGGACUGUCCUCUCCCGACCCCUAUCGACCUUUCGACCCUUGACCCGGGAUCCAUGAUGGAGUCAGGUAUCUUCUUAAACCAAGCCCAGGAAGCAACGGACCAGGCUUUCAACAUCGCUGCAAUGAAGCUUGCUAUAGUGAGAGCUCCAUUACACCAGCGACUCUGCUCCACAACUCCCGGAUUAUCAAGCGAGGUACGGGAUCGAAUGCGCGCCUCGUUCAACAAGAUCCUGCGUGAGUUGCCUCCGAAUCUGCAAGCAGGAACUUCGUCAACCAGUCCAAUCGAAAAGCUUCAGCAAGCCUUGUUAUCAAUGCAUGGGCAUAGCUUCAUGAUAAUUAUCACUCUCAAUUUUGUCCUAGGAGUCCCGUCUUAUAAUUCACAGCGGGGCGAUCUCUAUGAAUUAUGGGACAAUUCGGUGUCUAUUCUCCAUCAGUUGCAGGAGGUGUUACAGAGCGGCUCUGAGCUAUCUAGCGUGGCCUACCAUCUCCUUUGGACUGACCUUGCCCGCGCAGCACUGACUGCAUGUUUGGUGAUUGGUCGCUUGCGGAAGAAUAUCAAUCUAGGGACAUCCGUCUCCAAUGGCCCCCAACCCACACUGGUCAUCUUUCAACAGCUUUUACUGAAAUAUCUCGACUCUUUGUCGCAAAUUCUAGCGGGAAGAUACCAGCUAGGACCUGUUGCAGCGAAGACGAGACUUGUCCUUGGUGUCGCAACAACUAUUACCUCAAGCCUGGUCGACGACUUUAGCGGCUCACAACACGAUUCCAAGUUCGUCCAGGUCGGCAUCAAAGCUGCCGAGGAGGUCGUAACCGAGAUGAAACGUUCUCUGAAACAGAAAGAACAAGAUUCAACGCUCGCUUUGCUGGGAUUCAAUACUGCAAGGACGUCAGCUCCACAAAGUGCCACCAGCCCUCUUAUCCCUCUUGCGGCAAACUGGAUGGACCAUGCACAACUUCCAGAUCACUUAAUUCAUACGUUGUUUCCGAGCGACUGCGACUUUUACACAGGCUCAGAAUCUCUGGGUCUGGGUAUGCAGUCCGAUCUGUGCUUACCAUUUUCCAUGGCGCCAUUCAAAUUCACUUCACCGAUGCAGUCCACGCCAGACCUCUUGUGGGAAGAGGUAUAA
Molecule: messenger RNA, 2244 nt
Organism: Penicillium samsonianum
Lineage: Eukaryota; Fungi; Ascomycota; Eurotiomycetes; Eurotiales; Aspergillaceae
Exons: 1
Coding region: 1-2244 (747 amino acids)
Biological process (GO): regulation of DNA-templated transcription; DNA-templated transcription
Cellular component (GO): nucleus
Molecular function (GO): DNA-binding transcription factor activity, RNA polymerase II-specific; zinc ion binding; DNA binding
Source: RefSeq, a predicted model, not a curated record